UCAGGUUUAUUUUCGUCUUCUUAACUUAAAUACUUAUUAAAUACAGCGUUGUAGCAAUGAUUACCGUGCACUGUCUUGAAGAUUAUUUCAAAGAUCAAGGUGAGUUGCCUUAUCAACAUGGUCCAGAAUAGUUGGGGUCCUGACCACUAUAUAAAGCAUUACGAAGAAAUGAUUUUAGUCUAUUGCAAGAGUGAAUAGUCGGUGCAUUGUGAAGCAAGCCGAGGCUAGUAUACAGCCUGAGUUUGAUCCAAUCUAAACUUCACGAUCACAAUUCACGAUGAUCACACCGUUAGCUGUAGUGAUGUUUGUAGUAAUUGGUUUGCUGCAUGUUGGAGCAGGCCAUUCGAACGACUUUGAUGCGAUAAAAGGCUGUAAACAGUAUAACACCGAGAUGGGAUACAAUGAUCCACUGGAAUACAUCCCUACCAGCAGCCUACUGUAUAAAUUCAAUAAUACAGUUGAUCAUGGUGAAUUUCAGUACUACAAAAUCGGAGUUCAAGGAACGACUUAUGUUUUUAUUCGGCUGUCAAAUCAUGUGUACCCUUACGACCAAGAGUUGUCUGAAAUUGUGCUGGGUAGUAAUAACAACACGAGAUCGAGCGCUCGGACACAGUACAGGAAUUCGGCAAAUGAAUACAAAAAUACCGAUUUGGCUAGGGUGAUGACACCGAAUCUUUUGUCCCCGUUUCGUCCAGUCAUGCUGAAACUCAAGGUGUGGGUCAACGGCAAGAAGGAAGUCUUUCACGAUGGAGAACACUAUCCUUUCUUAAGCUAGCUCUUAAGCACUAUACUACAAAGGUAGUCCCCCUAUAUAUGGCAUUUACUAAAGUUAUAGAUAAUUUGGUUUUCUUCAACGAUUGCCCAAUGUAAAGUGAUUGUUGAGUAGACUCAUAGUGUGAUUAUGGGAUAUAGUAUUCUUAUGGGUUUUAUACUUCAUAUAAUAUAAAGAAAUAUUGCAUCUUAUCAUUUGGUGCCCUAGAGUUUUGAUUUUGCUUUUAAAUUUGCAAUGUAAAGAGAGGUAGUUAUAUUUAAGUUUUGAAUUUUGCUCACUUUGCAUUUUUUGCUUGCUUUGUAUACGAAGCACUCAGAAUUAUCGUAACAUGUUUAAAUGAUUCGCGCAUCCCGCUUGGGAAUUGGGCUUUUUAUUAUCAGGUUUAUCUGCGACUUCCGAGCUUACAUACUUGUGAAGAGCAUCACGGCAUCACGUUUAUAAUGUGUCAAUAAACGUGUUGUAGGUUGCACUUCAUAACAUGAUUAUUUCUUAAGAUAAGAUUUCCACAAAUGCUUAUCUUAUCAGCGCUAUCAGUACGAUAGCGUGAGUUCUGAAUCAGGGUAUAUAUAUAGUAAAAAAAUAUACACAAUCACGAGUUCAUUGCUAUUAUCGUCCACAACGGUACGACACAACGGACUGUACUACGAUAUCAUCAUGAAGCUUCUAAUCGUUGUAGUAAUUGUAGUGAUUAGCAUUAUAUGUCCAUCUAAUGCGUUU
This is a messenger RNA of Anopheles coluzzii, 1489 nucleotides long. RefSeq lists its product as uncharacterized. The record is from RefSeq and is a predicted model, not a curated record. The transcript is spliced from 3 exons. The coding region runs from base 278 to 775 and encodes 165 amino acids. Lineage: Eukaryota; Metazoa; Arthropoda; Insecta; Diptera; Culicidae.